Molecule: messenger RNA, 1650 nt
Organism: Perca fluviatilis (European perch)
Lineage: Eukaryota; Metazoa; Chordata; Actinopteri; Perciformes; Percidae
Gene: c6h9orf78
Product: chromosome 6 C9orf78 homolog
Exons: 9
Coding region: 101-982 (293 amino acids)
Biological process (GO): mRNA splicing, via spliceosome
Cellular component (GO): spliceosomal complex
Source: RefSeq, a predicted model, not a curated record
AUUGUACGUUUGCUAAAGUUUACCCAUCAGAAUCCAACCGUCUGCUAUCGUCAAGCGCAAUUUUGCGAAAUCUCAGAAAUAAUAUUAAACCGCAUUAAAAAUGCCGUGUGGCAAAAACUUUAGGCGGAGAAGGGACUCGUCGGACGUGGAGGAGGACGAGACAACUAAUGAAGUCAGAUCCAAGCUGUCAGAGGCCAAAGAGCUUCAGAGUUUGCGGAAACGACAGACCGGAGUCAGUGUGACCGCCCUGUUGGUCGGGGAGAAACAGCCACACGACGCUGAAGCUGAUAAUGACCCGUUCAAACUGAAGACUGGAGGAGUUGUAGACAUGAAGAAAAUCAAAGACAGGAAUAGGGACAUGGGCAGAGCAGAAGAGGAGACAGACCUGAACCUGGGCACCUCCUUUUCCGCUGAAACUAACAGAAGAGACGAGGAUGCGGACAUGAUGAAAUAUAUCGAGACGGAGCUGAAAAAGAAGAAGGGCUUGGUGGAAGCGGAGGAACAGAAAGUGAAGGUGAAGAACGCCGAGGACCACCUGUACGAGCUGCCUGAGAGCAUCCGAGUCAACUCUGCCAAGAAGACGGAGGAGAUGUUGUCCAAUCAGAUGCUCAGCGGGAUCCCUGAAGUCGAUCUCGGCAUUGAUGCAAAGAUAAAGAACAUUAUCCAGACAGAGGAUGCAAAAGCCAGACUUCUGGCGGAACAAAGGAACAAGAAAAAAGACAACGGCACAUCUUUUGUUCCCACAAACAUCGCCGUCAACUACGUUCAACACAACCGCUUCUAUCACGAGGAUGUGAACGCACCACAGAGGCACCAGAGACACAGAGAGGAGCCCAAAGCGAGGCCGCUGCGCGUGGGAGACACCGAGAAACCAGGUCCAGAGGUUCCAGAACCGCCCAACUACCGCAAACGUCCCAACAACGAAAAGGCCACAGACGACUACCAUUACGAGAAGUUCAAGAAGAUGAAUCGACGUUACUGAGAAGCUGGAUGAUGUCGUUUUCCCCCCUCCCCCCAAAGUUACCUAUUAGUGGUUCUCAAAGUGGGAAUUAUUUUUCACUCAAAAUCCAUCCAUAAGUAACACGACGACAGGAUGUAUGGCUAUUUGGAUCAUGGCUUUCAUACUUGGUGUAAUAAAACAUCUAAACGUAGAGAUUCAGCUACAGGACCCUGGGACAAAAUCUUAUUAAAAGGUGUACAUGUUCUAAUUUAUGUCAGCUUAGGGAUCCUUUUUUGUGAUACUUACUUUUUUUGAUAGCUUAGGGAUCCUUGAUGUAAAGUUUGGGAACCUAUUGACUUAACUUGAUAUCAUCUUAAUAAAGAUUGAGGCCUCCAGAUGAACCGUAAAGAUAAUUUGCAGCGCGGUUUUCUCGAACGUCAUCUGUUAAUCAGGAGUCUACAGCCAGUGCAGUAGUCGGUCAAAAGGCUCCUUGUGGAUGUCUGUGUACAGUGUUUGCUUUGUGAUAUGUUAAAGUAUCAUUCCAUGUCAUUGAUGAAAUGGCUGAGGAUUGUCAGACAUAAGAAAUGUUAAAUGGAGUGCUAUUCCUGCUCCGUAUUGUGAGAGAUUUGCUUUUUAGUACACUUAAAUGUUGACUUUUAGUUGUAGAAUUGUGUAUUUAGGGCUUUUUAAUAGAUAAAAAAAAAACAACA